Bursaphelenchus xylophilus (pine wood nematode) is the source of this 3580-nucleotide messenger RNA. The record is from the annotation of a GenBank genome assembly. Lineage: Eukaryota; Metazoa; Nematoda; Chromadorea; Rhabditida; Aphelenchoididae.
AUGCCUGGAGAAGAACCGAUGGACACUUCUUCAGGCAAAUGCCUGCCGAAUAUGACUCCAGAGAUGUCUGCCAGGUUUGUGAAGGAGGCUUUGAGCCAAUUUGAUGUAGACGAGCAAGUUAAUUUGGGUGGAAGACUGUCUUCGCUGCUGGCCAGAACUGUUGGAGUAGCUAUUGAAGUUGGAUGCGAGAUUGCCCCUGAAAUGACCUCCAAUCUCGAAGUUAUACGUAAACUUCGAAAUCAAGUCGAUCUGCUUCAGUUCGAUCUGCUAAACGAGUCUGGUGCGUUGUCUUUAAUUUUUGUUAUACAUGAGGUUUAGACGAAUUGGAGAUUUUCUUGGAUGAACUGUUAACGGAAUGUUUUUCUAAUCUCCACAUGGAAUGGAGAGAAGUCCCUAAGCCAUCUUAUGGAGAUAUUUACGGCUAUGAACCCUUUGAUAUUGUAAAUAACGUUCACUCCGGUCAUCUAAUCAAGUAUAUUAUCCGGGUUUUCACUCAUAUCCAAAACGAGUUGGCCAGAAAUGAUAUUGACGAAGGGUCCGAGAAAUUGCUGAAGUGCCUUCAAGACAGAUUGUUCUAUAAUUAUCUGCAAGAAUUGAGAGGAUUCUCCGUUCAAGGAGACGAUGUGAAGAUGACUUCGACUGCUCUUUGCCUGGUUUUGCUUCAAGAUUUCCCGCAGAACUUCUUAAUCAACUUCCUUAUUUAUUGUUUACAUCAAGACACAAAUGGAGAUGCUGUGAAAACUGUUAGUUUGUAAUAUUUUAUCUUAUUCUUUCCAUUUUCAGGUGUUUAAUCCAAUACUAGAUCUACUUUAUAUCUGUGCCAGCAUGUUGAAUAUAACCGAUGCCGAUCAAGUGAUCCUGGCUCCUUACACUGUGUUAAAUACUCUGCUUUCAAUCAAAAUUGGUGCCAAACGUCCCAUUUGUGAUCUUCUUUGUUCCCGUCCCGAUUUUAACGUAGAUGGAAAGCUCUCGGGGCGUCAAUUUGCUCGAUUAACUUACCUUGGAGCCUUCAUCGACUUCUCUGUUACCCCUGUAAACGUGGAUCUUGAUGUAAGAUUAUCUUAAAUGUUGUAUUUGUUUUGGUUUAGGCAUCUGUAAGUUUAAGCGGGCUGGCUCCCUUGGUUAAUGUCACCCACAACGAAGAGAGUCGAUUUAUGUAUUAUAUGGGAUAUCAAAUGAAGAUCAGCUCGGUUAGAGUAAGUUAAAGUUUCAUUUGUGGAUUUUGUUUUUAGAAAGAGCUCCAAACGAUGUUCCAUGUACUACUUGUGAAUGCGAGUACCAGAGAGAAGGCCCUAGCAUAUAUUGGGCGGCUUUUAGUCACAAAUUCUGGAAAAACCAUGAUUCAGGUAAGCCUCCUGUGUCUUUAUUUUGUAUUUUUUAUUUUAGUCGAGCGCGCAAAACAAUGUUGAUGAUGGAUUUAUGCUCAAUUUUCUUUCGGUAAUGUUAUUUUUGUCGGAGAAGGUGACUUUGGACAAGAUAAAUAACCAUUACAUCUUCCAUCCCAAGUGUCGACUUGAUAUGAGAGAGGAGACUCGAUUUAAACAUAAUCUUAAAGAAGUCGAGGAAUUUGUCAGCGAACUCACUCUGAAAGAUGAUGAUGUCAAAUUCCCCACCGAAUGUUUCUUCUUGACAAUGCAAUGUGUUAGACUUGGUCUGAAUGCAUCAAUCGAGUCGUUUAAACAUAUGAAAAGGACUUGUGGAGAACUGAAGUCAGCUGUAAAGGAGUUGGAAGAGCAAUCAGAGCAAGCUUCAAGUCUCCCUGGAGCCGCGAUUGUGCAAAGUAGAAUAAAAAUGAGAUUGAAUCAACUCAAAAGUAUCUGCAAGGUGAGAAAUGUUAAGUAAGAUUACGGUUUUGUCUCUAGAAAGCUAGUCUGACCUUAUCUUCGUUGGAAUGUUUGCUGACGGAUGUUGGAUUUAUGGAUCGGUGCAUGGAUUACGCAAAGAAACAAAUGCAAUUCCUGUUGAGAUUGGUAAAUCCGAAUGAGUAAGUUAUAGGAUUUGUAGUAAAUUGAUUUUGAGUUUAGUCCGAUCAUUUCGGAAAUCCCAGCACUUCCUCCAAAGUUAUUUGGGAUGAUGCCCGAGUUCAUGUUGGAGUCCGUUCUCGACCUCCUGAUAUUUCUGUUGAAGUGAGUGAUUGAUUUUAUUCUUCGUAUUUGCCUUAUUGCUUGAUGGUUAAUAUUCUAAUCAAAAUGUUUCAGAACAAACUCCCAGUCCGUUCAAAAAAUUCCGACCGACCUAGUCCAGAGUCUCCUGAUUUUUGUGUGCAAUGCCCAGUUCUUCAACAACCCCUUCUUAACUGCCAAGAUAAUCGACGUUUUCUUCUUGCUCUGCCCUACCUAUAACCCCAAUUUGUAUAGUCUGUUCAGAGGCGCUGUCCAUCAUCCGUAUGCUAUGGAUAAUUUGUAUCCCCGACUUGUCAAGUUCUACUCCGAUGUGGAAUCCACUGGAUCGAGUACGGAAUUCUAUGACAAGUUCAAUAUCAGGAGGUCGAUUCAAGUAAUCUUUAGAGAAUUAUGGGAGGACGUCACGUAUAGAGGGAGAAUGAUUGAUUAUGCGAGGUAAGUUGUAUUUUAUAAGAUGUUUAUGUUGUUUAGACGGUGCUCAACUGACUUUGUCCGGUUUAUCAACAUGAUUAUCAAUGAUGGAACCUUCUUGAUGGACGAGUCUCUUGGAGGAUUGAAGAGAAUCCAUGAAGUUGAAUCCUUAAUCGCUGAUCAAGAACGUUUCCUUGCGUUGAGCGAAGAAGAACGGCAACAAAAGAUGAGUAUUCUGAACGAGGCAUCGAGAUCUGUCCGGUCCUGGAUGAUCCUAGGGAAUGAAACCAUGGAUAUGUUGGAUUAUUUGUCUAAGGAUUCCCCGCAGACUUUCUAUGAGAACACUUUGGGAGAUCGCUUGGCUUCUAUGCUCAAUUACAAUAUGAUCCAACUUUGUGGCCCUAAAUGCACGGAGCUAAAAGUUAAUGAUCCAUUGAAGAGAUUCUAUUGGGACCCUAGGAAAACACUUCAUCAACUCAUCAAGAUUUAUUUGAACUUGGAUUCGGAAAGAUUCGCGGAAUGUAUAGCUCAUGAUGAGGUAAGAGGAGAAUAAAAAAGUUUUAAAGUCCAGGUUAUGGUAAACGGAAUGUGAUGCUUUCAGCGUUCUUAUACCCCCGAGACCUUCCAAUCCAUCAUCCAACGGCUGAAUCGAGUCAAUGCGGUCUCGAAUUAUGAAUGUGAAAAGUUUAAAAACCUAUGCGAGAAGUCAGAAAGGAUUUACAAAGAGAAAUUACAAGAAGAAGAGGACUUUGGAGAAGCUCCGGAUGAAUUCAAGGACCCGGUCAUGGACACUCUAAUGCACGAUCCUGUCAGAUUGCCCUCAGGGCAUGUUAUGGAUAGGAAGAUUAUCCUUCGGCAUUUAUUAAGCACCAAGAACGAUCCGUUCACUCGGCAAGCAUUGACUGAAGAAGAACUGGUCGAAGGUAAUCGUUUUUUAUAUGUUUUUCUCCAAUUUUAGGACAACGAAAGUAUAAUGUUGGGUUUUAGAUACUGAACUGAAGCAACGAAUCGAGGCCUGGGUCAAGGAGAAGAAGACCAAGCACUAA